UGCCCAGUCUGUCUGUGAUCAUGGCCUCGAGAAACUUUUACAUCGUGGCGUUGUGCUGUUUUGUGGCGGCCUCGUUCGCCCAGCAGUACAAUUAUGUUGAAGAGGAGGAGCCUCAACAGUUUGCCCGCCCGCAGCACAGAGCGAGCCCCGGUUUCUCCAGGCCUUCUUCACACGCCCAAGCGGCUCCGAAGCCGACACCAGUACCGAUUCUCAAGCAGAUAAAUAGGCACAACGACGACGGCUCCUACACCUACGGAUAUGAAGGUGCUGACGGAAGUUUCAAGAUCGAGACUAAACUCACCACCGGCGAGGUGAUGGGCAAGUACGGCUACGUCGACGACGUCGGUAAACUUCGCGUCGUCGAAUACGGAGCGAACAAGUACGGGUUCAUGCCAGCGGGCGAAGGCAUCACCGUCGCUCCUCCAACCCUCGUCGACGAAACCACCGACAAAGACGGCAGGAUGGUCGAAGAUUAUGACGAACCUGAAGUGAGACCUGCUCCUAAAUACAGGCCCGCACCUAAAGCUCGUCCUCAGCCACAGCCUCGUCCUCAACCUCGCCCUCAACCCCAAUUCCAAGACUACGAAGAAGAACAAAGGUACGAACAGCCGCAGCCCGUUCAGAAUUUCGCUCCUGUACCUCAGAGGUCACAAGUAUUCGCACCACAGCCCGCCCCUCGUCCUGCUCCUCAGCCAAGGCCGGUCCAGAGCUUCCAGUCGUCCGGAAGCCCAAUUCCUCCAAGGCUUUCCGUCCCUGGCGCCGCCCCCGUUUUCGCUCCUGCGCCCGUCUACGAACAGCCGAGACCCGCCCCCGCCAGGCUGCCGCCCCCACCGCCCCAGAGGCCCGCUUAUAGGCCACAGCAGGAAGCGAGGGCCGGCAGGUCGGGAAGCGUACUCGACCAGCUCGCCAAAGACUACGCCCUUCCUCAGGGCAGCGGCAGGGCCACGCACGAUAUUACUUUCGGCUCUUACUAAGUCAUAUUUUAUCUUCCGAGAUCGAUCAAUUUCUUUUCACUUUUUAAUUCCAAAGUGAAAUUGUAAAUAUACAUAAUAUUAUUAAAAGAUUUUUUUUUAAA
This is a messenger RNA of Cimex lectularius (bed bug), 1075 nucleotides long. It is a transcript of the gene Cpr97Ea, whose product is annotated as tyrosine-protein phosphatase non-receptor type 23. The transcript has 5 exons. Lineage: Eukaryota; Metazoa; Arthropoda; Insecta; Hemiptera; Cimicidae. The record is from RefSeq and is a predicted model, not a curated record. The coding region runs from base 21 to 974 and encodes 317 amino acids. Gene Ontology annotation, molecular function: structural constituent of chitin-based larval cuticle. Gene Ontology annotation, cellular component: chitin-based extracellular matrix.